GGUCAACUUCAAAACGAGCUCGUUUCACUUCAAAGCAAAUAAACAGAAUCAAAUUUUCUGGAGCAUGGGCAAAUGGCGCCGUCGGUGUCGCAUAUCGGACGACUCUGUGCUGCAGAUCAAUGUGGUAUUGCUCCUGGCCGGGCUAAUCUUCCUGAUGGAUGUGUUUAACCACAUGUAUGUGAAGCACACACUGCUCAGCGACGCCACCACCUUCCCGGGCGCUCUGAUGGCCUGGAUGUUCCUAAUGCGAUUUCUCACUAUGGGGGGGUACAUCCUGAACGCCAUCCUGGGCAUCCGCAUGGCCCGGCGGCCGAGCUUGUUGAAGUUUGCCGGCUACAUGUUAAUCAGCCUAUUUCUGCUGCUGUACACACUCAGCAUAGCGGCGUCGCGAUUUAUGUAUCGAUCACGAUUCGAGCUCUCCGCCAAGAUGAUGGUUCUGCUGCUCUGGAGGAAUAAAAAGAUUGGGAAGCUGGAGGAGGAGCUCGGCUGCUGCGGCCAAUCGGGCCUGAUCGAUUACCAGAUAUCAGCCGAGACACGCAACUGGGCCAGUGGCGCCUGCUGUGGGGCAGAUGUCUGCAGCGGCUGCUCCGCUAAGCUGCUCGAAUACCUCUGGGGCAUCGAGGUGGAGGUGGCCCGGGAUAACUUCAUUCUAUUGAUUUUGCUUUUGAUUGGGGCCGCAGUCAUGAUGUGGCACUACAAAGAUGUGCAGUUCCACGGCCUUUUCGAGUGCGUGAACGAGUCAGAAGAGGAGCAGGAGGAGUCACCCUGGACGAGAAAGAGAGAGUCAUCCAAGAGAAGCGAGGAGUCAUUUAAGAGGACUGAGACCGAGGCGAGCACUCUCCAAUGAUUCUUGCUCGGGGAGCAUUCCACAAACAAAACCAUCCAGCCAUAAUGGCGAUUAAGGGCAAAAUUAACGACCUCUGCCAAGGCUCUGGUCAAUUGAACUUUAAUUUAACAUUACUGCCACACCUCCAACCAGCCCCUCUUUGU
This is a messenger RNA of Drosophila obscura, 990 nucleotides long. RefSeq lists its product as uncharacterized. Gene Ontology annotation, cellular component: membrane. The coding region runs from base 65 to 847 and encodes 260 amino acids. The transcript has a single exon. NCBI's taxonomy places the organism in Eukaryota, Metazoa, Arthropoda, Insecta, Diptera, Drosophilidae. The record is from RefSeq and is a predicted model, not a curated record.